UCACCACCAUCGCCGCCCUUCCUUUCACCACCACCGCUACCACCAAAAAAUGGGGAAAGGUGCUGCCUUGUCAAACGGAGUAGUGAAGAAGAUCAUUCUUUCUUAUACAUAUGCAGCACUCUGGAUCUUCCUCUCCUUCACUGUCAUUGUUUACAACAAAUACAUUCUUGACCGCAAGCUCUAUGGAUGGCCCUUUCCCAUCUCUCUAGCAAUGAUCCACAUGACCUUUUGUUCAUCUUUAGCUUUCCUUCUUGUUCGUGUUUUCAAAGUUGUUGAGUCUGUUUCCUUAUCUUGGAAUGUUUAUCUCACUUGCAUACUUCCCAUUGGUGCUCUUUACUCUGUUUCUCUUUGGCUUUCAAAUUCUGCUUACAUUUAUCUUUCUGUUUCCUUUAUACAAAUGCUCAAAGCCCUUAUGCCUGUUGCUGUUUAUACCAUCGGGAUCUUGUUUAAAAAGGACACUUUUAACAACUCCACCAUGGGUAAUAUGCUGGCAAUUUCAGUGGGUGUUGCUAUUGCUGCUUAUGGUGAAGCAAAGUAUGAUUCUUGGGGUGUUUUUCUUCAGUUGCUUGCUGUUUUGUUUGAGGCUACUAGACUUGUUAUGAAACGGAUCUUGUUGACUUCAAAGGGUAUUUUUUUGAAUCCAAUUACUUCUCUCUACUAUGUUGCUCCUAGCUGCUUGGUUUUCUUGUCAAUUCCUUGGAUUUUUGUGGAGCUUCCAAUUUUGAGACAGAGCUCAAGUUUUCAAUUUGAUUUUGCUAUUUUUGGGACU
This is a messenger RNA of Solanum stenotomum, 769 nucleotides long. Its product is annotated as probable sugar phosphate/phosphate translocator At2g25520. The record is from RefSeq and is a predicted model, not a curated record. The transcript has a single exon. Gene Ontology annotation, molecular function: antiporter activity. The annotation marks the transcript as partial. Lineage: Eukaryota; Viridiplantae; Streptophyta; Magnoliopsida; Solanales; Solanaceae. Gene Ontology annotation, cellular component: endosome; Golgi apparatus; trans-Golgi network.